AAGAUCUUGUUCGUCCAGUCGUGCAGAGUGUGCUCUCGAGCCGUGCCGCUUUGGGGUACUUGUUGUGGAGAGUCGUCUUGGCUGUCUGCUGUUGUGUGUCUAUUAAAUAGUGAGAAGACUUUCGCAGUAUGGCGUUAAACCUCACCAUCAACACAAGCAAUCCUCCCUUAGGGGCGCUUCUGGCUGCAGAGCAUGUGAAGAGCAGCGUGCAGGUAUCAGUGGAGGAAGGCAAAGACACCCGGCUUCAAGUCUCAGAUGCAAUCCAGUUCAAUGAUACCAACUCUAUCAGCCGGUACUUGGCUCGGGUGGCUCCCGCUCUUGGCCUCUACGGAGCCAACAUGAUGGAGCAGACUGAGGUCGACCACUGGUUGGAGUUCAGUGCUCGGCGUCUGUGUGGUCAGCCUGGUUUGGCUGUGGCACUGGGUGAACUGGAUAAGGCCCUUUCCCUGCGGACCUUCCUGGUCGGACAUGCCAUCACCCUGGCUGACCUUUCUGUCUGGGCUGCCCUCAAAGGUCAUGGGGAAUGGCCCAGCCAGGGCAAAUCCUUCUCCCAUGUCAGCCGCUGGUUCUAUUUCCUGAGCUCACAGGUUCCCUUCAGUGCUGUGGGCAACAAGUAUGCUGUAAAGAAAGCUCCAAUGAGCAAAUCCAAUUCGGAUGAGAAGAAGCAGGAUGUUGGCAAGUUUGUGGAAUUGCCAGGAGCUGAGAUGGGCAAGGUGGUGGUUCGAUUCCCCCCUGAGGCCAGCGGAUACCUGCACAUCGGCCACGCCAAGGCUGCUCUGCUCAACCAGCACUACCAGGUCACAUUCAAAGGCAAGCUCAUCAUGCGCUUUGACGACACAAACCCCGAGAAAGAAAAGGAGGACUUUGAAAAGGUAAUCCUGGAAGAUGUUGCCAUGCUCCAAAUCCAUCCAGACCAGUUCACUUACACCAGUGACCAUUUCCCCACCAUAAUAGGGUUUGCGGAACAGCUGCUUGCCGAGGGCAAGGCCUACAUCGACAACACCCCUCCUGAGCAGAUGAAGCAGGAGAGGGAACAGCGUGUUGAGUCCAAAUGCAGAAAUAACACGGUGGAACAGAACAUGAAGAUGUGGUCAGACAUGAAAGCUGGGACAGAGUUUGGUCAGACCUGCUGCAUGAGGGCCAAGAUGGACAUGAGCUCCAACAACGGUUGCAUGAGAGACCCCACCCUCUUCCGCUGCAAGAACGCUCCCCACCCUCGCACUGGAAACACCUACAAAGUCUACCCAACAUAUGACUUUGCCUGUCCCAUUGUGGACAGUUUGGAGGGUGUGACCCACGCUCUUAGGACCACAGAGUACCACGAUCGUGACGAGCAGUUCUACUGGAUAAUUGAAGCCCUGCGCCUCAGGAAGCCCUACAUCUGGGAGUACGCCCGACUCAACCUCAACAACACAGUGCUGUCAAAGAGAAAGCUCACCUGGUUCGUCGACCAGGGAUACGUUGACGGAUGGGAUGACCCUCGCUUCCCCACUGUCAGAGGAGUCCUGAGGAGAGGAAUGACUGUUGAGGGUCUGAAACAGUUCAUAGCAGCCCAGGGUGGAUCAAGGUCAGUGGUGAACAUGGAGUGGGACAAGAUCUGGGCCUUCAAUAAGAAGCUGCCAAUUAGCUGUCUGAAGGUUAUUGACCCGGUAGCUCCCAGGUACACAGCUCUGUCCAGCUCCUAUGUGGUUCCCGUUUCCAUCCAAGAGGCUACAGAGGAGAUGAAGGAAGUGGCCAAACACCCUAAGAACACAGAAGUGGGCAUGAAACAAGUGUGGUACGGACCUCGAGUUCUGGUCGAAGGAGCCGAUGCUGAGACGUUCUCAGAGGGAGAGAUGGUCACCUUCAUCAACUGGGGCAACCUCAUCAUCACCAAAAUCAACAAAGGGGCCGAUGGUAAGGUAGUAUCCAUGGAGGCUCGUCUGAACCUGGACAACAAGGAUUUCAAGAAGACAACAAAGAUCACAUGGCUGGCUGAGACAAACAGUGCCCCCCUGCUGCCCACCAUCUGCAUAAACUACCAGCCUCUGAUCUCCAAAGCAGUCAUCGCCAAAGACGACGACUUCAAAGAGUUCAUUAAUAAAAACAGCAAGUUGGAGGAGAAGAUGCUUGGAGAUCCCUGCCUGAAGAACCUGAAGAAAGGUGACAUCAUCCAGCUCCAGAGACGGGGCUUCUACAUCUGUGACCAGCCCUAUGAGCCAGUCAGUCCUAACAGCUGUAAGGAGAGUCCCUGUGUCCUGCUCUACAUUCCCGAUGGUCAUGUCAAGGAGAUGCCAACUGCUGGAUCCAAGGACAAGAGCAAGAGCCAGGCCUCUAGCAACACACCUGCCGCCCCCGCCAAGGCUGCCCCUGCCAAGGCUGCCCCAACCUCUGCCCCAGCUUCCGCCCCAGCGCCUGCCUCCACCUCAGCCGGUGACUUGUUCUCGAGCAUUGUAGCACAAGGUGAAACUGUCCGCCAGCUUAAGACUGCCAAGGCUCCUAAAGACCAAGUGGACAAGGCGGUUCAGCAGCUGCUUUCUCUAAAGGCCCAGUUCAAGCAGCAGACAGGUAUGGAUUACAAACCAGGCAUGGCUCCUCCCACCUCUGCUCCAGCUCCGCCCACCUCUGCUCCAGCUCCGCCCACCACACAGACAGACUCCACCUCCUGUCCACACGCCCGCGUUACUCAUCAGGGCGAGCUGGUCAGGAAACUGAAGGCAGAGCAGGCACCUAAGGACCAGAUUGAUGUAGCAGUGAAGCAGCUCCUCGCUCUCAAGGCGGAGUUUAAAAAGAUGACCGGUCAGGAUUACAAACCAGGGAUGGCCCCCCCUUCCACUCCCACCUCCUCUGCUCCUUCUCCUGCGACCACCUCUUCCUCUUCUUCUUCCUCUUCCUCCUCCUCCUCUCCCUCAGGCGUGUAUGAACGUGUUGCACAACAGGGGGAGGUUGUGAGGAAACUGAAGUCUGAAAAAGCCCCCAAGGACCAGGUUGACGCAGCAGUGAAACAGCUGCUCGCCCUGAAGGCAGAGUACAAACAGAUCACAGGCCAGGAGUACAAGCCUGGAGCGGCCCCAGUUCGGAAAGCCCCCGCCCCAGUCCAGAGCAGCGCCAGCCCUGCCCUUGCUGCUGCUACCCCUGCAGCUGCCACCGGCCUCUAUGAGAGGGUUGCUGAGCAGGGAGAAUUGGUCAGGAAACUGAAGACUGAAAAGGCCUCUAAGGAUCAAGUAGAUGCUGCAGUGAAGCAGCUGUUGGCACUAAAGGCAGAGUAUAAACAGCAGACCGGACAGGAUUACAAACCAGGAUUACAAACCACAAGUAGCCCUGCUCAGACCCAGUCCAGCUCUUCUGCGAAGCAGUCCAGCUCUUCUCUGCAGGCCCAGGAACUGUUCUCACAGGUGGCCCAACAGGGAGAGCUGGUGAGAAAGUUAAAGUCUGAGAAGGCCCCCAAGGACCAGGUGGAUCAAGCCAUAAAGACUCUCCUGGACCUGAAGACCCAGUACAAGACACUCACUGGGGAAGAGUACAAACCAGUGGCCGCUGCUGGGGCCACUGGAGGAGAGGAUAAAAACCGCAAGGAGAGGGAGAACAAGUCUGAGAAACAAGGAGGAGGAGGAGGGAAGAAGGGUAAAGGAGACAAAGCCAGCCAGGGCAAAGAGGCCUCAGGAGGAGCAGGAGGCUCAGGAGAGGGUCAAGGACCUAAGAAACAAACACGGUUGGGUUUGGAGGCCAAGAAAGAGGAGAACCUGGCUGACUGGUACUCUCAGGUCAUCACUAAAGCGGAGAUGAUUGAGUACUAUGAUGUGAGCGGCUGCUAUGUUCUGCGGCCCUGGUCCUACUCCAUCUGGGAGGCCAUUAAAGACUUCUUUGACCGGGAGAUUAAGAAACUGGGUGUGGAGAACUGCUACUUCCCCAUGUUCGUCUCUCAGGCCGCACUGGAGAAGGAAAAGUCCCACAUUGAAGACUUUGCUCCAGAGGUUGCCUGGGUAACCCGGUCAGGAAAGACUGAGCUGGCAGAGCCCAUUGCUGUCAGACCCACCAGUGAGACAGUGAUGUACCCUGCCUACGCUAAAUGGGUCCAGUCCCACAGAGACCUGCCAAUCAAACUCAACCAGUGGUGUAAUGUUGUGAGAUGGGAGUUCAAACACCCCCAGCCCUUCCUGAGGACAAGAGAGUUCCUGUGGCAGGAAGGACACACAGCAUUUGCCACCAAAGAGGAGGCAGCUGAGGAGGUGCUUCAGAUCCUGGAUCUGUACGCCAGGGUGUAUGAAGAGCUAAUGGCGAUCCCUGUGGUGAAGGGGAGGAAGACAGAGAAGGAGAAGUUUGCAGGAGGAGAUUACACCACUACUGUGGAGGCAUUCAUCUCUGCCAGCGGCCGAGCCAUUCAGGGUGCUACAUCCCACCAUCUUGGUCAGAACUUCUCCAAGAUGUUUGAGAUCACGUUUGAGGAUCCGAAGAGGCCGGGUGAGAAACAGCUGGCCUUCCAGAACUCCUGGGGUAUCACAACCAGGACCAUCGGUGUCCUCACCAUGGUCCACGGAGACAACAUGGGACUCGUGCUGCCACCCAGGGUGGCCUGCCUGCAGAUUGUCAUCAUCCCAUGUGGCAUCACUGCCUCCCUACCAGAGCAGGAGAAGGAGGCACUGUUGACCCAGUGCUCUAAAUACCAAAGCAUGCUGCUGAAUGCUGGCGUCCGGGUGAAGACUGACCUCCGAGACAACUACUCCCCAGGGUGGAAGUUCAACCACUGGGAACUCAAGGGAGUUCCUAUCCGUCUUGAAGUGGGUCCUAAAGAUAUGCAGCAGCGUCAGUGUGUCGCAGUGAGGAGAGACUCAGGCGCAAAGGUGACAGUUCCAGAAGCUGAGGUGGAGAAGAGGCUGGUCGCCAUGUUGGAGGACAUUCAGACCAGCUUGUUUAAGAAAGCUUCAGAUGACCUGAAGAGUAACAUGGUGGCUGCAGACACAAUGGAACAGUUCCAGAAAGACUUGGACCAGGGCAAGAUUGUCCAGAUCCCGUUCUGUGGAGGAAUUGAGUGCGAGGAUUGGAUCAAGAAAACCACUGCCAAGGACCAGGACCUGGAGCCUGGAGCUCCGUCCAUGGGAGCCAAGAGCCUCUGUAUCCCCUUCUCCCCCCUGAAGACACCGCAGCCUGGUCAGAUGUGUGUCAGCGGCAAGGAGCCUGCCCAGUACUACACCCUGUUUGGACGCAGCUACUAAAGACCUGCUCUGCUGAAGCACGAGGAUGAACAUCGUAGUCAAAAAGGGCUUCCCUACCCUUUCUCAUCUAGUUCUUUACUGAUCUCUUGUAGUUGUCUUGGGUAAAAGGGGUAUGGAGGUGACUGGACUGUGGGAUUUAGCCUGGGAAUAUGCUGUUUUUGUUUUUGUUUUUUUUUUAACAUACAUUAACCUUAUUAUAAUGCAUCUGUUUACUCUUCCGUUACUCUCUCAUUAUUCCGUUAGCCCCGUUUCUCUCCUACCAGGCUGCUAACUCUCUAUAGGCCACAUCAAAAGAACACUCACUGUCCAGCAUUGCUUUGUAUUAGGGUGGGAAGUACCACCAGAAACCAGGCAAAUAUUAAAUGUCUUUUCAAAACAUGGUAGGUAAAAUGGUCAAAGCAGCUGGUCGAUUGUGGAAACCAAUCCUGAAUCAAUUUUUUUCCCUUAAGUUUCUCUCAACAUUCUGAUUUAAAUGGGUUUGGGCCUUUUGAAAACUUGAAAAACAAGUACUGAUAAAAAAAUGUCUGUGGGGGAGGGGAAGUACUCUUUGCCUGCCAGCAGUCCCAUCUCUUGCAGCCAAACUGUCUCAGGAACUCUGCAGCUACUCAGGCUUGUAGUUGGGGUGUUAUUGUCAGCCCUCCUCUCUCUGUACGACUGGGUACAGUAGGAGGCUCAUGGUUCACAGCUUAAUACAAAUUCCUCAUAUCUGCCAGAGCCAAAAUGACUAAAGCUUUGAUGAGCUGUGUGUGGUUAAUAGCCUGUAAUAUAGCCUUCUGCCACUUCACGCCCAUUAAUGAAUUCUACAAGUUGUCUAUAAUAAAGUAAUUUCCAUGGCCAA
This is a messenger RNA of Dicentrarchus labrax (European seabass), 6030 nucleotides long. RefSeq names its product glutamyl-prolyl-tRNA synthetase 1 (gene eprs1). Gene Ontology annotation, biological process: glutamyl-tRNA aminoacylation; translation; prolyl-tRNA aminoacylation. The transcript has 35 exons. The record is from RefSeq and is a predicted model, not a curated record. NCBI's taxonomy places the organism in Eukaryota, Metazoa, Chordata, Actinopteri, Moronidae. Gene Ontology annotation, cellular component: cytoplasm; aminoacyl-tRNA synthetase multienzyme complex. Gene Ontology annotation, molecular function: glutamate-tRNA ligase activity; proline-tRNA ligase activity; ATP binding. Bases 129 to 5192 code for a protein of 1687 amino acids.